AUGGGCGCCACUAGUCUUGAUGCGGCUGUUUUAGCAGUAUCUCGGAGCAAGUGCCUGGCAGAAGCAUCUCAGCCUGGUACAGUCGUAGGACAUUGGACUAUCCCCCAGAUGGACAUAGAGGUUCUGAGCAGUGAUUCUCACUGGCUGGUUGGUCCAGGGGUAGUUUCACUGGACUUGAAUCCAGAAACAGAGGACAAAUACAAGUUCCAAAGAAAUAUCCGCAAGGAGCGCAAGGAGCGCAAGGAGCGCAAGGAGCGCAAGGAGCGCAAGGAGCGCAAGGAGCGCAAGGAGCGCAAGGAGCGCAAGGAGCGCAAGGAGCGCAAGGAGCGCAAGGAGCGCAAGGAGCGCAAGGAGCGCAAGGAGCGCAAGGAGCGCAAGGAGCGCAAGGAGCGCAAGGAGCGCAAGGAGCGCAAGGAGCGCAAGGAGCGCAAGGAGCGCAAGGAGCGCAAGGAGCGCAAGGAGCGCAAGGAGCGCAAGGAGCGCAAGGAGCGCAAGGAGCGCAAGGAGCGCAAGGAGCGCAAGGAGCGCAAGGAGCGCAAGGAGCGCAAGGAGCGCAAGGAGCGCAAGGAGCGCAAGGAGCGCAAGGAGCGCAAGGAGCGCAAGGAGCGCAAGGAGCGCAAGGAGCGCAAGGAGCGCAAGGAGCGCAAGGAGCGCAAGGAGCGCAAGGAGCGCAAGGAGCGCAAGGAGCGCAAGGAGCGCAAGGAGCGCAAGGAGCGCAAGGAGCGCAAGGAGCGCAAGGAGCGCAAGGAGCGCAAGGAGCGCAAGGAGCGCAAGGAGCGCAAGGAGCGCAAGGAGCGCAAGGAGCGCAAGGAGCGCAAGGAGCGCAAGGAGCGCAAGGAGCGCAAGGAGCGCAAGGAGCGCAAGGAGCGCAAGGAGCGCAAGGAGCGCAAGGAGCGCAAGGAGCGCAAGGAGCGCAAGGAGCGCAAGGAGCGCAAGGAGCGCAAGGAGCGCAAGGAGCGCAAGGAGCGCAAGGAGCGCAAGGAGCGCAAGGAGCGCAAGGAGCGCAAGGAGCGCAAGGAGCGCAAGGAGCGCAAGGAGCGCAAGGAGCGCAAGGAGCGCAAGGAGCGCAAGGAGCGCAAGGAGCGCAAGGAGCGCAAGGAGCGCAAGGAGCGCAAGGAGCGCAAGGAGCGCAAGGAGCGCAAGGAGCGCAAGGAGCGCAAGGAGCGCAAGGAGCGCAAGGAGCGCAAGGAGCGCAAGGAGCGCAAGGAGCGCAAGGAGCGCAAGGAGCGCAAGGAGCGCAAGGAGCGCAAGGAGCGCAAGGAGCGCAAGGAGCGCAAGGAGCGCAAGGAGCGCAAGGAGCGCAAGGAGCGCAAGGAGCGCAUUCCCCAGGUUCAAGUCCAGUUAGGUUUGGCAAUUGUCUCACCCAAAUAA
Molecule: messenger RNA, 1371 nt
Organism: Corythoichthys intestinalis (scribbled pipefish)
Lineage: Eukaryota; Metazoa; Chordata; Actinopteri; Syngnathiformes; Syngnathidae
Product: trichohyalin-like
Exons: 4
Coding region: 1-1371 (456 amino acids)
Source: RefSeq, a predicted model, not a curated record